Messenger RNA from Amblyraja radiata (thorny skate), 642 nucleotides. Its product is annotated as keratin-associated protein 10-8-like. The record is from RefSeq and is a predicted model, not a curated record. The transcript has 3 exons. NCBI's taxonomy places the organism in Eukaryota, Metazoa, Chordata, Chondrichthyes, Rajiformes, Rajidae. Bases 1 to 642 code for a protein of 213 amino acids.
AUGCUCCCGCCCCAUGCGUGCUCCCGCCCCAGUGCGUGCUCCCGCCCCAGUGCGUGCUCCAUCUCCAGUGCGUGCUCCCGCCCCAGUGCGUGCUCCAUCUCCAGUGCGUGCUCCAUCUCCAGUGCGUGCUCCAGCCCCAGUGCAUGCUCCCGCCCCAGUGCGUGCUCCCGCCCCAGUGCGUGCUCCCGCCCCAGUGCGUGCUCCCGCCCCAGUGCGUGCUCCCGCCCCAGUGCGUGCUCCCGCCCCAGUGCGUGCUCCAUCUCCAGUGCGUGCUCCAGCCCCAGUGCGUGCUCCAUCUCCAGUGCGUGCUCCAUCUCCAGUGCGUGCUCCAGCCCCAGUGCAUGCUCCCGCCCCAGUGCGUGCUCCCGCCCCAGUGCAUGCUCCCGCCCCAGUGCGUGCUCCAUCUCCAGUGCGUGCUCCAGCCCCAGUUGCGUGCUCCAACCCCAGUGCAUGCUCCAUCUCCAGUGCGUGCUCCCGCCCCAGUGCGUGCUCCCGCCCCAGUGCAUGCUCCCGCCCCAGUGCGUGCUCCCGCCCCAGUGCAUGCUCCCGCCCCAGUGCGUGCUCCAGCCCCAGUGCAUGCUCUAUCUCCAGUGCAUGCUCAAGCCCCAGUGCAUGCUCAAGCCCCAGUGCAGCCAGAGUUGA